UGACUCCAUUCUAUUUAUCGAAAGUUAAACUACAAGUGAAACGGGGAUGCUGCAGUGGGGAUUGGGAAGCAUUUCACAAGCCUGAAUGCCUUUUUUCAUCCACUGUGAUUUAUUGCACAAAGGACGGUUGAAGGAAAGGGGGGGUGGAGUUCCUGGAAUCUGUGGCUAAACUCCAUCUCUCAGCUCUCUAACAGGGAGAGCUGUUCUGCCUGUGGGAAUGGGACCAGCAUAGUUCAGGAUCUGUGAUGACAGUGACAUACACCAACCGUGUGGCUGAUGCCCGCCUAGGCACCUUCUCACAGCUCCUGCUCCAAUGGAAAGGAAGUAUCUACAAACUGCUCUACUCAGAGUUCCUUAUCUUCAUCUCUCUCUACUUCACCAUCAGUCUUGUCUACAGGCUGAUCCUGAACGAGAGCCAAAGGCUGAUGUUUGAGAAGCUGGCGCUCUACUGCAACAGCUAUGCUGAGCUAAUCCCUGUGUCCUUUGUGCUGGGUUUCUACGUGGCUCUGGUGGUGUCCCGCUGGUGGGCUCAGUAUGAGAGCAUACCAUGGCCUGACCGGAUCAUGAACUUGGUUUCCUGCAAUGUGGAUGGGGAGGAUGAGUACGGGCGACUCCUGCGUCGCACCCUCAUGCGCUACAGCAACCUGUGCAGUGUCCUGAUCCUGCGCUCAGUCAGCACCGCUGUCUACAAGCGCUUCCCCAGCAUGGAGCACGUCGUGAGGGCAGGCCUCAUGACACCAGAAGAGCACAAGAAGUUUGAGAGCUUGAAUUCCCCACACAACAAGUUUUGGAUCCCGUGUGUGUGGUUCUCCAACCUGGCUGUGAAGGCAAGGAAUGAGGGGAGGAUCCGGGACAGCGUGCUGCUCCAAGGCAUCCUGAAUGAGCUCAACACCUUGCGCAGCCAGUGUGGGCGACUCUAUGGGUAUGACUGGAUCAGCAUCCCCUUGGUCUACACUCAGGUGGUGACCGUGGCUGUUUACAGCUUCUUCCUGGCUUGUCUGAUCGGGCGGCAGUUCCUGGAUCCAGAAAAAGCAUAUCCUGGCCAUGAACUAGAUCUCUUUGUGCCCGUCUUUACGUUUCUGCAGUUCUUCUUCUAUGCUGGCUGGUUAAAGGUGGCUGAGCAGCUCAUCAACCCUUUUGGAGAGGAUGAUGAUGACUUUGAAACCAACUGGCUCAUUGACAGGAAUCUACAGGUCUCCCUUAUGGCUGUGGAUGAGAUGCACCAGGAUUUACCCAUUCUGGAGAAGGACCUAUACUGGAAUGAGCCUGAUCCCCAGCCCCCCUACACUGCAGCCACUGCUGAGUACAAGCGCCCAUCAUUCCUUGGCUCAACUUUUGAUAUCAGCAUGCAGAAAGAAGAGAUGGAGUUCCAGCCCCUGGAGCAAAUUAAAGAGAAUGAGGAGGCCAACCAUUCCACACCAUUACUGGGGCACCUGGGCCGGCUUCUUGGUGUGCAGUCACCCAGCUUCUCCAGGUCCUCUUCCCGGAUGAACCUGCUGCGCCGGAGAGAACCCACGUCCCCUUUCUCCCAUUACACAUACCAAGACAUGGGCAAGGCUGGAAGCCCUUGUGGCAUCAAUCAGCCAAGGAGAGACUCCAGCUCACAGGAACAGUGGGACAGCGAAGAUGGAAAACUAAGAGAGUUUGAUGCCUUCAUGUCAACCCCAUUCUACGAGAGACCUGGUUUCUACAGCGCUCCACAGACACCCAUCAGCUCCAUCCCUAUGAUUUUCCCUUCUAGACGCCAAGGCCGCAAGAAGCCUCCUGCACUCUCCAGCAUUGCUGCAUGCUCGACUUCUCUGAGGGAUGUGGUCAGUACCUCCCCUUCUAGAGUCAGUGAUGUGUAUAAAAGCCAAAGCUCCAUUGGCUCGGGUGCAAAGGAAACAUUUAUUUGGCCAACAGACCGAAGCAAAGGUUCUGACUCACUGGUUGUAACAGCAGAAGAAAAGAGCAACUCUUACGGUAAAGGCAAAGAAGGUAUCACCACAGGAAGCCCAGGAGUUCAGUCCACAGCAUCAGAUAGCCCUAAGUUCCCCUUCUUGACAGAGUCCCCAGACUAUGAGAAGCAGGGUAGCUUCAAGAGCCUGAAGAGCUUGAAAUCUUCCCACCCUCCCUGGCUAUCACUGGAGAGCACAGCAUCACCUACUCCCAAUUCUGAGCACUUUCACACCCCCAAUAACAAAACCCCUGGAAGCAGCACCUCUUUCUGCUUCUCCUUCACCCCUGUAACAUCCCCAGUGCUGCAGAGGUCCCACAUGGGGAAUAUGGGUCCUGAUGCUCGCAGCCUAAGUUUAGAAGAUGCAGCCAGUGCUCCAGACCAGCAUCCAGCAGAGGUUUCCAGGAACACAAGAGACACUGGAAAUGGAAGCACGAAUGCUCCCCCUACAAAAGAGACAAGACGAGCUGAGAGUCCAUCCCCCAAUGACUCUGGCAUCUCUCUAGCUGAAGGUGACUAUGUGGGGCUGAUGGAGGUGAUCAUGGAGACCAGUGAAAGCACAUGUGAAGAGCAGAUGGACCAGUACAGCUAGAGAGCAAGAGGCACAGUUCUGUUGAGAUACUGCAGUAUCUUUACACUUGGCCACACUGGCACUCACCCAAACAGGGCAACACAGCCAAACCACCUACUGCUGGAACAUAGAGCUAAAGCCCAGCCUAGGCUAAAGCCAGCACUAAAGACUCACUGCUACUGGCAUUGGGUACAGUAGCAGACACAACGUCAGUGCUGCACCAAUAAAACCACCAAAAACCCCUCUACAUCUGUAGCAAAAGACCUUUGAGUGCGAAGUACUGCAGAUACACAACAGCAGAGCAGUAUCUCAGCAGGUACCAGCCUGAAGAACUUGGAGUGCAAGUGUCACCCAAAACAGAAGGACAUUAAUAAGGACAUCUCCCCCUCCUCACCACAGCACGAAUUGGAAUGUGAGCUUUAUGUCAGUGCGUCACAACACCCAUUACAAGUCUCAGGCAUGACUUGCACUACUGACAAGAUACUCCAGGGAAAUGGACUGAAGCAAGACUCACCAUUUGUGAUGCAGACUCAAAGGGCCUCGAUGUCAUUCCCAGCAGUGUUUUCCAGUUCUGGAAAAGUAAUGGAACAAGGCAAGGCAAGUGUCUACCAGACCAGGUGGCUGCAGGCAAUGGGAUUUCCCCUACACAUUGCUUCCUUUUCCACAUCACAUCUGCCACUGAUUUGACAAUGCUCAGAGAAUAAGUUGUUUGGAUGGCAGCAGAAACCAUAGAGCUUUGGGGUUUUACUGUCCUCCUUAACAAAAUAAAAGCAAGGCUGAAGACCA
This is a messenger RNA of Pezoporus occidentalis (night parrot), 3293 nucleotides long. It is a transcript of the gene BEST1, whose product is annotated as bestrophin 1. The record is from RefSeq and is a predicted model, not a curated record. The coding region runs from base 246 to 2528 and encodes 760 amino acids. Gene Ontology annotation, molecular function: chloride channel activity. The transcript has 10 exons. Lineage: Eukaryota; Metazoa; Chordata; Aves; Psittaciformes; Psittacidae.